Molecule: messenger RNA, 738 nt
Organism: Talaromyces stipitatus ATCC 10500
Lineage: Eukaryota; Fungi; Ascomycota; Eurotiomycetes; Eurotiales; Trichocomaceae
Exons: 2
Coding region: 1-738 (245 amino acids)
Source: RefSeq, a predicted model, not a curated record
AUGAAGGGGCCCAUCACAUCCAACAUCCCCCGCUUCCUCCUCCCACGAGGCAUCCAAUCGCGCACCCUCCGAAUAUACCGCAACAAUUUUUCCACCACCACAAAGCCAUGGGCGGAAGGGCCAGACAAAGCACGCGUAUUACCUCAACCAGAUAAAUUCCGCCCUCCAUCCCAUCCAGCUCGACGCGUUAUGCAGACUCGAAAUGGACAAAAAGUUGUGCGAGAACCGUUUAAUUACCCCGGUCGUCCGCUCACGGCAAAGGAGAAGGAGGAGCAGAAGACCAAGAGGUAUCCGAAUAUGUUUCCUGCGGAGGGUACGGUGAUGUUUAAGUUUUUGACUUCGAGGUGGAUUCAUGUUUGGAUUGCUAUGGGAGUCCUAACGUCCUUGGCUACAUUCACAUUCACCGAAAACUUCAAACGAACCUCCCAAUUCGCGCAUCUGCUCCCGCCCUGGUCAGGCCUACUCACAUCCCCGAUCAGCACGGUUUCGCGAACCAUCUCCGUCUGGAAAAUGCAUGUACAACACAAUUCAAUGAUUGCGCGCGAAAACAGACACAAAAGAGUCGAAGAUGCUGAGAAACGUCGUCAAUACCGCAUUGCGCAUGGAUUGGAGGAGCCGGAGAAGGUUGCUUCGCCUGUUGUUGAGGAUGAUCAGUCGCCGAUUGCGCCGGCUGAGCUUGUUGAUGCUGCGGAGGCAGUCGAGAAACGGCCUGCGAAGAAGUGGUUGGGUAUUUGGUGA